This is a messenger RNA of Caenorhabditis angaria, 5773 nucleotides long. NCBI's taxonomy places the organism in Eukaryota, Metazoa, Nematoda, Chromadorea, Rhabditida, Rhabditidae. The record is from the annotation of a GenBank genome assembly.
UUGUGUCGGAUUUUUGCGGUGGAUUUGGAUGAGGGAAUAAAUGCCGAGAUAUUUUAUAAUAUUACGGAAGGCGAUUCGAGAUUUUCGAUUGAUGAGAAUGGAAUUAUCCGGGCUGUUUCGAUGAUUCAUGGAGAUGAGAGUUAUGCAUUGACUGGGCAAGCCACUGAUAGAGGAACCCCUCCGCAAUUUGCUGCCACUAGAGUUGUCCUAACUGCGAUUGGUGGAAGAUCCAAGAAACCAAAUAAUAAUAAUUUGUAUUUUUAUUGUGGAGGAUGUUGCGAUGGAGGAGAAGAUUCGAGUUGAACCGAGGUAUCAUUUUUGGAAAGAGCUGAUUUUGGGCAGAUUAUGAAAAAAUAACAUUUUGGAGCAUUUUCGGGGUCUAGAAAAAAAUUCCUGAAAAUAAUUUUUGGAGCAGUUUCUCAAUAUUUUAUUUUUUCAACUUGACUGAAAAUUUGGAGAUUUUUGACGCCCCACAUCAAAAAUCUAUGUGCAUUUGAAUUUUGGAGCAUUUUUGAGCUCUGGAAGAACAAUUCUUCGAAAGAAUUUUUGGAGCAAUCGAGGCUCUCGAAAUUGCAAUUCUAACUUUGGCUGAAAAUUUGGAGAUUUUUGACGCCCCACAUCAAUUAUUUUCUGAAAAAUAACAUUUUGGAUCAUUUUUGGGCUCUAGGAAGGAAAUACCUGAAAUUUUCACGAAAAAAAGUAAAUUCUGAGAGAAUUUUGGAGCAAUUAUAGGCUCUAAAAAUGUUUUUUUUUUAAUUCUCAGAAUUCGCGAUGAAGUUUAGAGAUUUUUGACACCCCACAUCAAUUAUUUUCCAAAAUAUACUAUUUUGGAGCAUUUUUACGAAUAGUUAAUUUUAGCUCACAUUUUGAGAUAGGCUAAGUUAGGUGAAAUUCAGAAAUACGCCCCCUCCCCCCUCUUCCGAAUUUUUUUUCAAACUUCCAUUCUUUUUAUUUUCAGCAGUGGAAAUGUAAUCGUAAUGGAACCUCUGGAUUUCGAAACAUCUCGCCAAAUUCGAGCAAUUGUACAAGUUCGCCAAGCGAAUUUCAAAAACUUCGCCACAUUGUAAAUGUUAUUGAUGAAAAUGAUAAUGCGCCGCGAUUCAGUCAAUCCAAUCAAAUUGCAUUUGUUGAUGAAAGGUGAUUUUAAUUAAUUUUUGGGUGGUUAAUUAGAGCUGAAAACUAUUUUCAGCCCAGAAAAUUGGGGGAAAAUCGUCUAAAAAUUAUUUUCUAGGGGUUAAUUAGGAUUUGUACUAAAAAUUCUUCAAUUUUUUUAACCCCACUUGGGAGCUUAUAAGAGACCAAAUGUAUUUCAAUUUUUCAGUGAUCCUGUUGGAAGUCUUGUCGCAAAAGUCACUGCUUUUGAUGCGGAUAAUGGUGAAAAUGGAAUGCUGACAUACACAAUAAUCAGUGGAAAUGAACAGAAGUUAUUCGAACUUGAUAAAUUAUCUGGAGAAGUUCGACUUGCUAAACCAAUAGAUCGAGAUGAACAUGUUGAAUCAAUUCUACGAAUUCGAGCAAGUGAUUCAGCAAAAUAUUCACUGAGCGAUGAAAUGACACUUCAUGUCAAAAAUUCGAAUUCGACAAUUGAUUUGAGAGUCAAAUUUCAUCGCAAGAUUCAUCAAUUCGCAGUUUUUGACUCAACUCCACCUGGAACACCUUUGAUUGUAUUAGCUGCACAACAUCAUGGAAGUAUACGAUAUCAGAUUGUUGAACGUUGCUCUUAUUUUGAUGUUCAUCCACCUUCUGGAGCUGUUGUUUUAUCGAAAUGGUUGACGAGGGAAAGAAAUGAUGUGAAGAGUGUGAAUUGUAGUGUGCGAGUUAUUGGAAGUGAAGGAGAAACUGAUGAAGCAAAGAUUAUAUUGAAAAUAACAAGAACAAAUCAAUAUGCGCCACGAUUUAGACAACAGGUUUAUAAUGCACAAAUUCGAGAGAAUAGUCCCAUUGGAAGCCCGGUUUUUGCAAUUUCGGAUAAUUCGCCACUUAUUGUUAAUGCGGUGGAUUUGGAUAAUGGGCCAAAUGGGCUUGUGGCUUAUCGAAUGUCUGAAGAUGAUUAUUUUGUUGUGGAUUUGAUUAGUGGAGCGAUUCGAGUUCGAAAACCUAUUGAUUUUGAAAGGAUUAAAGAGUGGCGGUUUUAUGUUAAUGCACAGUGAGUUGGGAAUGAAGGAGGGCUGGAAAAAUGGAUUUUAGGCUCAAAAAAGGCCGAGGCUUCAAAAAUCCCCAAAUUCAGGCCUCAAAACUAGACCAUAAAACCCUAUUUUUGGGCUUUAAAAACCGGAAUUUCAGGCUAUUUUUAGGCUUUAAUUUAAGCUCCGGGCUUCAAGAAAAGCCAGAUUUUUAGGCUUUGAAAAGCCCGAAUUCUAGGUCCUCCAAAUUAAAGAAAAUGUUUUGGCCCUCCAAAAUUAUGCCUGAAAUCUUGGAAAUGAGGCUUGAAAGCACGAGCCCCAAAACCGAAAAUCUGUCUAAUAACAAAACAAGGCUCUAUUCUUGAGGCCCGAAAUUUUAAAAAAUCCGGGAAUUGUAUGCAUCCUUUAAAUGUUUAGGCCUAAAAUGCUCGAAAUCAGGCUCGAAAUUUAGAAAAAAUUCAAAAGUUCGUAAAAAGUGACGAAAACCUUUUGAGCAAAAGCCAAAAUUCAAGAUUUUAAGAUUUUUUUCGAGAAUUAUGCUUUAAUUUCUAGAAUUUAGACUAGAAAGUAUCCAAAAAUGAGGCCCAAAAACUGAAAAUCGGGCUCAAAUCUUGAGGCCCUGAAUUUUCAAAAAAUGUGGUAAUUAAGAUCCAAUGGUCAGGCCUAAAAUCCUAGAAAUUAGGCUCGAAACUUAGAAAAAUUCAAAAUCCCGUAAAAAAUUAAAAUUUGUUGAACAAAAGUCAAAAAUCAGGAACCCCCCUCUAAACAUCUAUUUCUUGCAGCGAUAUGGGAAGUCCAUCUCGAAGUUCACUAAUGCCAGCUCUUGUAAUUGUCACAAUUCUCGAUGAAAAUGAUGAACCACCUAAAUUCCUCGAAAAAUCAAUAACAUCCUUCCCAAUCUACCUCCCAACUGCAAAUAAUAUUCGAAUUUAUCCAAUUCAAAAUGCGAAAGAUAUUGAUACGAUUGGAAGAAUACGGUAUACAAUCAAAGAUGAGGAAGCGAAAAGUGUAUUUGCGAUAAAUUCGACGAAUGGAGAUGUCAGAAUUAUUAAUGCGGAGAAAUUGAAAGAGAAGAAUUAUGUAUUUGAUGUUUUUGCUAGUGAUGGAAUUCGAACUGAUUCUCUAAAUAUUCCGGUUUCAAGUCCAGAAAAAUCUUCGAAUUUCCGAUUUAUAUCGCAGAAAUAUAGCACAACGAUUUUCGAAAAUACAACUUAUCCAGUUGGAAAACCACUUUUAUCUGUAACUGCAAUUGGUGGAUCUAGUGUUAUUUAUUCAAUUAUCAAUCCACGAGAUGAAUUUGCUAUUCAUUCUGGAACUGGAAUUAUAACAUCAACUGGAAUUGCGGUUGAUCGAGAGAUUGAGCCGAUUAUUCGAUUGGUUGUUCAGGCUAGAAGUAUGGAGCAGAUUGCACAGACUACUGUUGAAAUUAUUGUUGAGGAUUUGAAUGACGAAAUUCCGAUGUUUGUUAACCUUCCUUAUAAUGUUUCAGUUAGUAUGGAUGCGAAAAUUGGGGAUGAGAUUAUUUUGAUAAGAGCGAUUGAUAAGGAUGAAGGUUUGUUUGAAGUUUCGAGGUGGAAAAUCCUGGGGAAAAUGCCUAGGAUUACUGUAGAUCGCUUCAAGAUCCAAGAAAUCUGAGAUUUCUGAGUCCCUUAGCGAAAAAUUAGAGCUAUAAUAGCUCUGGACACUUUGAUUUCUUAAGCAACAAUUUUCGAAUUCUGGCGCCAAAAAAAUGACUAAGAUUACUGUAGAUCGCUUCGAGACCCGAAAAUUGGAAAAAUUAAGAUGUUUUAAUCAGACCUCGGCCAACAUCGUGGUUUCCAAAAUAAAAAAAUUGUAUGCUAACUUUUUACAGUACAAAAAUUGUGAUUUUUCAGUUUUUGACCUCUAAAAACUGAAAUUCAGAAUUUUCCAAAAAUUGUACUCUGGCCAGCCACGGAUUGGUCGACGUGUGGUUUUAAUCCCGUAGCGAAAAAUUAAAGCUACAGUACCCCUAGACAAUUGUUCCAGAUUUGAAAAUUUUUUAAAUGUUUCUUCUAUGAAAAAUUGUAACAAAAUUUGAUUGUUAACAUUUUUCCAGUUUUGAUUUUCUGAAAUUAACUGAGAUGUCAAGAACAUUUGAAAAUUAUUUUUAAGUUUCUUCGAAGUUUUAAUUUUUGAAAAAUCUUUCCAUUUUUUUUAUCUAAAAAUUCCCCAAAAAUUUUUUUUGAAAUUAAUUUUUCAAGUCGUAACCCCAAAACCUUUCAUUUUCAGGCCUGAAUAGACAAAUCAAAUAUUCAUCUUCAAAUAUUCCUCCACAAUUUUCAAUCAAAGAAAAUGGCAAAAUCCAAGUUGCUCAAAAACUAAAUUCGCUCGAAGAUUAUACUUUUAACGUGACAGCUGAAGAUAACGGAAAUCCAAAACUCAAAUCGACAACUACAGUAACCUUGAGAGUUGUUGACAAAGCUCAGCCAGUUUUUGGUCAACAAAUAUAUACUGUAACUAUUUCACCGGAAAGUAUUAAGAAGGGAGAUUUGAUUGUGAAAGUGACGGCGAAAAGUAAUAUUAAUUUGGAUGGUGGAAUUAUUGGAUUUGAAAUUGUUGGAGAAAAUGAGAAUGAAAGUGAGUUAUUUGAAAUCGAUUGGGAGAAUGGAGAAAUUCAUUUGAAAAGAGAUCCACGAAAACUUGAGAAAGAUUAAUAUAUUGUGGAAAUUGAGGCGUUUGAAGCGACAAAACGCAAAAUAAGAAGUCGAGCAAAAGUUGUGAUAAAUUUGAAAUCGAAUAAAAUUGGAGCGCCGGUUUUUGAGAAGAAGACAUAUUUGAGUCAUAUUGCGGAAUCGAGUGCGAUUGGAGAAAAAGUAUUGGAGAUUAAGGCGGAGCGAGCGGAGAGUUAUGCGAUUAAAGGAGAGGAUUCGAGCGGUGAGUUGGAAUUUUUAGGCUGGGGAAAAUUAAGGGAGAAUUUGAGAAAAGAUUGAGAAUUGAAAAAUAGACCAAAGACCUUGAAAAAAUUUCAGGAAAAUUUUGAGGAAGAAUUUCAAAAAAUCAAAUUUUUUUUUGAAAAUGGAGGACUUCCACCCAAAACUGUUUAUUUUUUCCAGAAAAACGUGCAAAUUCCAACACGGCAAAAUCGAUUGGGAACGCGAAAGUUCGAAUCUUUUAGAAGAAGGCGAUUUGGAAGGAUGGAAACAUUAUAUUCCAGCAAAAUUUGCAGCAAGUGUUAAUGAUGGAAUUGUCAGAUUAAAUGAUAUUUCGGAUUGUGAACAUUAUGAUGAACCAAAUCAACAAAUUUAUGAAUUAGUUGCUAUUGUUGCAGUUAUUGGAACUGGUGAAUAUCCAGUCAAAUGGACACAUUCAAUCACUAUUUUGAAGGAUAAUCAGGAAAAAAAUGUGAGGAGGUUUUGAGGGGAAUUUCGGGUGAUUUCCAACAAUUUUCAAAGAUAUUUUUCCAAAAAAAAUUAUUUCAGUUCAUAAUUUUAUGGAAAAAAACUCACCGGAAAACGAAUAAAAAUUUCCGCUCUGAAUUUUGGGCGACAAAAAAUCCUGUACUUUUUGUUGAGAAACUUUUUAACUGAAAAUAUGACCGAAAUUCUAUUCUGCUUUCGUCCCCAAAAAUCUCAGUUUCUCCACGUCAUAACCCCAUAUUUUUGCAGUGCUCCAUGGUCCUUGAUAAAUGA